Cydia strobilella is the source of this 3363-nucleotide messenger RNA. RefSeq names its product transmembrane protein 184B (gene Tmep). The transcript has 8 exons. Bases 247 to 1356 code for a protein of 369 amino acids. The record is from RefSeq and is a predicted model, not a curated record. Gene Ontology annotation, molecular function: transporter activity. NCBI's taxonomy places the organism in Eukaryota, Metazoa, Arthropoda, Insecta, Lepidoptera, Tortricidae. Gene Ontology annotation, cellular component: membrane. Gene Ontology annotation, biological process: transport.
GUUUUUUAUUUAUUGUGAAUAACUGAGGGACUCCUAGAUUUUCUUUUGUGUUUUGCAAGUGUAGCAGGAUUGUGUUGUUUGUGAAUUAUAAAGUUAUAGUGUGUUACCGCGAGGAAAAUCGAUGAGAUUGUGUGUACAGUGGUGCGAACAAUAUGUGCAGUGUUGAUUACGAAUUUACGAAUGACAUCUGCUAGAAGAAAAACGGAAUUGCAGUAGUUAGAGGACGUGGAUUACGCAUUAUACAGGAUGAAUGUGACCGAGACGAUCCCGGUAUCGGCUCAGCCGAUGGAGAAAACGCACAGUCUGCUGGAGCCUCUGCAGCAGCCGAUGUUCCUGCAGACUCAGACUGCUCAGAUAAUCGCUGGGAUCUUCGUUUGGACCGCGCUGUUUAUCACUUGCCAACAGAUCUACCAGCACUUGCGCUGGUACACAAACCCCUCGGAGCAGCGAUGGAUAGUUCGCAUCCUGUUCAUCGUGCCCAUCUACGGCUGUUACAGCUGGAUCUCGCUGUUAUUCUUCAACGGGGACUCCUACUACGUGUACUUCUUCACAGUCAGGGACUGCUAUGAAGCGUUCGUGAUCUACAGCUUCCUGUCCCUGUGCUACGAGUACCUAGGAGGCGAGGGCAACAUCAUGUCCGAGCUGCGGGGCAGGCCCGUGCGCGCCUCCUGCGUCAACGGCACGUGCUGCCUCGCCGGCGCCACCUACACCAUCGGCUUCCUGCGCUUCUGCAAGCAGGCCACACUGCAGUUCUGUCUCGUCAAGCCUGUCUGCGCUUUCAUUAUUAUAUUCCUACAGUCUGCAGGACACUACCACGACGGUGACUGGAGCCCCAACGGCGGCUACCUGUACAUCACGAUCGUGUACAACUUCUCUGUGAGCUUGGCGCUCUACGGGCUAUUCCUUUUCCUCGGCGCCACCCGCGAGAUGCUCAAGCCGUUCGACCCCGUGCUCAAGUUCUUUACCGUCAAGUCCGUCAUCUUCCUCUCGUUCUGGCAAGGCGUCGCCCUAGCCAUCCUAGAGAAGGCCGAAGUAAUAAUGCCGAUAACGGACGCGAACAACGUCCCCACGACGGCCGGUACCGUGUCCGCCGGCUACCAGAACUUCCUGAUCUGCAUCGAGAUGCUGGCGGCGGCCGUGGCGCUGCGCUACGCCUUCCCGGCCGCCGUGUACGCGCACCAGCACCGCGACCCGCACCGCUCCGUCACCAUGCAGUCCAUCUCCAGUAGCUUGAAGGAGACCAUGAAUCCCAAGGACAUAAUGACCGACGCGUUCCACAACUUCCACCCGCAGUACCAGCAGUACACGCAAUACAGCUCCGAUGUCACUUCUCACCUGCCUUAUGAGAAACUAUAAGCUCUGCCAUAGCUGUGCUGUGCAUGAAGUGCAUUGCUGUAUUUGUGUCCGUACCAUACAUACAUACGAGUAACAUCCGAGCAUGGAAACACCAUUAACAUGGAUCAAAGCUUCUGUUAUAAUAAACUUCAAAGCGGCAUAUUAUAGUCAGGAGUAAAAUAAGAAUUGAUUUUUAACAGAAACGAAUUGACCCUCAUAUACAUAUAUGAAGAUGAGACCUACCAUUUAGGACCACCGCACACUAUCAUCUUUUGAGCGUCGACGUCUAGUCAGCGCUAUGGAAAAUGGCGUCCCUGCGCAGUUGCGCCAACGUCGCGUCGAGUAGCAGCCAUAGAGUAGACCAGACGCAGACGCUCGGGAGACGCUAGUGUGGGGUGGCCCUUAACUGAUUGCCUUAGUUUCGUAGACAUAAGGGUCAAUUCAUAACUGUGAAAAAUCUAUUCUUACAUUACUCCGACUAUACCAUUAUAGGGUCAGUGAAUAUUAGAUCUUAUUUACAAGUAAAAAUAUGAAAUUGAAAUAUCAAAGUGAUCCCAUAAGUGUUCCGAGAACCAAGUUUGGUACUACAUAAAAAAAUUAAGAAAUGUUAUAUUUAGAUUGUAUUGCCUUCAAGAUACAUUGACAAUUAUAAAAACCGGACAAGUGCGAGUCGGGCUCGCCCACUGAGAGUUCCGUACUUUAUAGUAUUUGUUGUUAUAGCGGCAAUACAUCGUCUGUGAAAAUUUCAACUGUCUAGCUAUCACGCUUCAUGAGAUACAGCCUGGUGACAGACAGAAAGACGGACAGUGAAGUAUAGGGUCCCGUUUUUACCCUUUGGGUCCGUACCCAACAACGUGACUUGAUCAAUCAAACUAUCAUCAUUUUUACAUAAUCGUCGUUCGGAAUGUAAAUGAAAUGUUUCGAAGAGGUUUUUCGGUGCUCGGCUAUUCGAAGUUAUGUUAAUAUAUCUGUUAAGAUAUUUUUAUUUUAUUUUUGUAAUUAAUGAGGUAUUUGGCUAGUCCGACGAAGCUCCUGACAACUAACUAGUUUAAAAUUACUUAAUAAUCAACUGGGUCAUAUGUGUCGCUUAACUUCUAACUCGGGUAAAUCCAUUCGAUCCUCUCAGCAAAUAUCUACCCUAUUACCUUUUCUUAAUACCAAAAUCGCAUAAUCUGACACAUGGAUUUACCCGAGUUUGAAGUUAAGCGACUAAAAUAUUCUCUAAAUAAAAAUACUUUGUUAAUACAUUCAGUUUAGAUUCCAUGAUUUCCAUGUAGUCUUACCAAAUCGGACUAAUCAUUGCCAUAAAUUAGUUUUCGUACUUACUGCCUAUAAUGCCUUGAAACGGAGUCGUAAGCAUUUCGUAGUAUUUUAAUGUUUAAUUUUCUGUGAUUUUAUUUCUUUCUUUUGUAUAUUUUUUUUGUUAUUCCAUAGUUAGCGGAUAAAAUCCAAUAGAAAAAGCUAGGCUUGAUAACGAAGAGUGGCGAAGUAAUUUUAUUUUUUAAACUAAAUUUCAUUUUAGGCUAAUUAGUGUAUAUGAGAUUGUUUUUUAUUAAUUUUAUUUGCAUGAAGACUAUGGUAUUUGUUGUGAUUUCUUACACAGGGUCGAUAACUUGGGAAAUCAUGCCUAUGUUCGAACAUAGAGACCAAAGAACGGUAUGUGAAUACAAUCCACCGUUUUCUGACUUCAAGACAGCUGUGAAUAUGCUUUGUAAUAAUUGCCCGUCUUGUAUGGAAAUAGAGCAUAAUAUUAGUUGACGUGCUAACAUUCAAUAGUCAAAACCGAUUUAAGCAGACCCAUUGGUUAAUAUAUUUGACUUACAUGUAAAUUAAAAAUAUAUAUACGUUUUUCUAUUUUAAGAUUAUUGUUAUUUUAAUACGUGACUGUUUUAAAUCUUCAAAUGAACACACCCCUUUAGUUAUAACCGUGCUGUCUAGAUAUAAGUUACAGAUUUUUCGCAGUGAACAGUUUUAAAAUGACACUUUGUACUUGGCCUCUCACUAAUAAAUAAAAGUUUAAUUUUCUCU